This is a messenger RNA of Pseudomyrmex gracilis, 2482 nucleotides long. RefSeq names its product corticotropin-releasing factor-binding protein (gene crh-BP). NCBI's taxonomy places the organism in Eukaryota, Metazoa, Arthropoda, Insecta, Hymenoptera, Formicidae. Gene Ontology annotation, biological process: negative regulation of corticotropin-releasing hormone receptor activity; hormone-mediated signaling pathway; negative regulation of corticotropin secretion. Gene Ontology annotation, molecular function: corticotropin-releasing hormone binding. The coding region runs from base 979 to 1974 and encodes 331 amino acids. The transcript is spliced from 7 exons. The record is from RefSeq and is a predicted model, not a curated record.
AAUAAUUCAUUUUCCCUUGGCGUUUCAGAAAGUCAUUUGUAAAGCUUUGCGCGAGCAAAGCGCAGCGCCGCGUAAGUAGCCACCAGAGCCGUCAACAUCGAUCUCUAUUACGACUUCGGAAUUAAGCCCGACGAGAUAACGUCGAAGCGUUGUGUACUUCGAUAUACAUAUUCACGGCGAAUUUCUCUAGGUUGCGCUAAUAUCGGAUAAUCGGUUAACGUCCAUCUCGCUGACGAGUUGACGCGCGCGUCUCCUGUUCUUGCCACUCAAAACCGCGCUGCGCAUGUAUAAAUGUCGAACACGCACACGAGCAUUGCUCUAAUAAAACAUUAGUAUUAUAGAAGAAUAUUUGAAUCGUCGAUCUCUCUCUCUCUCUCUUUUUCUCUCUGGAACAUUCAAACGCCGAACGCCGCGUUAAUGAUUUUUUCGCGGUAUAGAAUUUCGUCAAUAUGUGCGUUGGAAAAACGACAGAGGAAGAGAAUGGACGAAAGAGAUAUUUGGAUAUUCACGAUCACCGUGCGCCGAGUAAACGAGAACAAUGUCUAAUAAAAUUCAAACAUUCGAAUAAAUGAUGCAAAUCUCUUCCUGGCAAAAGAAUACAUUUUUUUUAAACGUACCUCUUAAUAUUGUUAUAAAACACACACACACAUAUACAAGGAUUAUUAUGCAACCGGAAUGGGAUAUUUUUGCUCGUCUGGAUACCCGAGAAACAAUUUCACAUUAUGCCUCCGCGUUUCCAAAUUCAACGUGCUGUACGUAGCAAUAAGGGUUUGGGGUGGCGCGUAGAGCCAGGACGAGACGAGGGGGUUGCACGAGAUGGCUAUAAGAGGGAUGUCGUGGGUCGCGACGCCGUCAGAACACCUGCCGCGCUUGGUUCGUGCUCACAUUUGAUUUGCGAUCCAGAGUAAAAGAGCCAGAGGAUUCAGUUCUCGUGGUUUGCGUGUGGUCUGCAAACUUACUUCACGUCGCGUUUGUGAGAUGUUCUGCAAGUCGAUCUUCAGGUCGAUCCUCCUGGUCAUCAUCGGCAACGCGAUGUGUUACAUCGCGAGAGCAACGAUCAGCAACGAUCACCGUCACCAACAGGUGUCGAACAAAGCUGCCAAUAUCUUGGCUUACGAGAUAGGAGCGAAGGCUUCGUUUAAUCCGUCUCGUGAAAAUUAUCGGCCAGUCACAGACUGUAUGUUCGUUACCUCGGACAGCGGACCGUUCUCUUACGUGUCUCAGUCCGACAACGACGAGGUUUGCGGCAUUUACUUUUUAACCGAUCCGGAUCGCGUUGUAGAAUUAUAUUUCCAGAGCUACGACGUUCCCUGCGAACGUCACGGACUUUUGGCGGUGAUCGACGGCUGGGAGUUGAACGGCGAGGUAUUUCCGAGCGAGGCCGAUCAUAUGUUACCCGUAAAGGAGAGGGUGAACGAGUUCUGCGGCAAAAACGGAUGGCGCAGGAAAACUUUCUCGAGUUCGCAAAACGUCGCGCUACUCCAGUACAAAAUACCUUCGUCCGAAAAAGGCUUCGUUGUGUUUGCGAAAUAUCCGAAGAAUCCGAGACCCUGCAAUAUCCUGUCGGUCAGCACGACGGAUCCGUUCACGAUUCGCAAUUACGGCAGACGGAUUAAUUGCACCCUCAUAGCGGUAUAUCCCGGUGUCGUGCGGGUUAUCGCGCUCGGAGUCGGCGGCGUCUCGCAGAGCGUCGCCCGCACCACCACCGAAACCGGCACUUUGCGCAAAUGCGGAACGAGGAGUCCGCGCGAUUUGGUGCAGAUCGGAGGCAGCCGCGGGCUCGACACGACGAAGCUCGACGUGAUCGACACCAUUUGCGGCAUCGACUCCAAACCAGAUAUAAGAGAACUUGUGGCGUACGACGUGACGUCGGUGCGGCUGAUAUCCAGCGGCGAUUACGAUAACUCGGUGACGGUGGCGAUAAGUCAAAUCGUGAACGACGAUCUGUUACUCGACUCCGCUUCCGGAUUUUGAAACGAUCGCCUCGACAACAACAAUCCUUCCUCUCCUCCUCUUUCAUUACACCUGUCGCACGUAAUAUAUGCUGUGCACACAUUUUGUUUUUUUAACUUUUAUCUUUGAAACAAUCUAAGCGAUCGCAACGCGUCAACAUGAUAUAAAUAUAUUGUAUAAAAUGUGCAUUCUCUUAUUAUAAACAUAAUUUAACUUGUAUGUAGAUUACAUGUAUAUGUAUAUGUAUAUUGCGUAUACAUUAGAUUGUAACAAAAACUUAUUAUUACACGUGUAGGUGAAAAAUGUGACGUACACUGAUUUAUGAUACGCAGAUGAUAAAAAAAAAAAAAAACACAUUCCUUUUUUUUUUCUCGACGACGUUAUUUGAAUAAAUAACACGAGCCAAUUCUUUGAAAACCGCACAAUGAAUAUAUUUAUUAUUAAUCUUACUUCUCUGGACUUGUGUUUUAAAAAGUUUUAAAAAUAAAAAAUAAUAGUCUUCUAUGUCAAUAGAUAUUAUAUGAUAGAU